Messenger RNA from Camelina sativa (false flax), 2203 nucleotides. RefSeq lists its product as uncharacterized. Lineage: Eukaryota; Viridiplantae; Streptophyta; Magnoliopsida; Brassicales; Brassicaceae. Gene Ontology annotation, cellular component: nucleus. Gene Ontology annotation, biological process: negative regulation of DNA-templated transcription; regulation of transcription by RNA polymerase II. Gene Ontology annotation, molecular function: transcription corepressor activity. The record is from RefSeq and is a predicted model, not a curated record.
GUGAAAAACUUCUCUCAUCUCUUUCUUUCAAUUUAUUUUGUUCUUGGUGGCCGAGAAAAUUACAUCUCCGCCCACCUCCACCACCGCCGGAGUAAUCCAUGUUAGCUGAUCGGAGGAGCCAUCCAUUGUCGCGUCGCUGUCACGAUUCGCCUUUCAUCGAGGUGAUAUUUGCAGAUCGAUUUAGAUCUGUCGUUCCUAGGGUUCAUCGACGUUACAUAUUUCAUGGUCUCUUGUGAUUGCAUUUCGGAUUUUUUGCUGGAUUUGGGGGAAAUUUAGGGGGCUGUGUAUAUAUGGAGAGAGGUGGGAGGAGAUCUGGUGAAUCUCCAGGGGUAUUGAUUAAGAAACGAAGUUCAUCUGGUUGCUUGAUUGUGAAGAAGAAGAAGAAGAAGAACGAUGAUGGUGUUGGUAGGGUUUGUUCGUUUUCUGAGAGUCGUCCGAAUUGGGAGUCUAAUAAGAGGUCUAGGAUGAUUAUGAGUGACUCUGAGUCUAGCGAUAAACUUGCCACCAUCCCUCAUAAUAUGCGCCACAUUCGUAAUGUUGAAGAGAGUCGUUUUGGGGAUGAUCGUUUUGUGGGGAAGAGUAGAGAGUGGAAGGAGAGUAAUAGGCAAAUAUUAGAUGAAGAUGAUGAGGAUGAGGAUGAGGAUGGAGAGAGUGAAGAUGAAGUAAUGGCAAUGAGGAUGAGGAGGUCCUUUGAUGGUAGCGGAGUUGAUAUUGGUCAGAAAGCUUAUUUGGGGUCUGCGCAAUUUGGUAAUGAUAGGGAAUAUGGAUCUGGCUGUAGUCGUAAAGAUUUAGAUGUUGAGAAGAGAAGAAAACCAUGUAUAGAUGGAUCAGGGAACGUAGGUUUUGCUAAUCAAGGUUAUAGAAACAGGUGUAAGGUGAGUGGAAACGGAAGUAAAACUACUCAUCCUUUAUUGUUGCAGAAGAAGUACAAGCGUGACAUGAUUUUUGAUGGACCAAUCAGGAUGCAGGGCAAAAAUGGUGUCCUUAAGGUGAUGGUGAACAAGCAGAAUAAUAUUGGAGGGUUAGUGCAAAAUGCGAAAGCUGAACAAACUCAAUACGGCUCAAAGAUUCAUGAGACUGGUAAAAUACGUGUUGCCAUCAACUCGCCAACCAUUCUAAAAACUGAAAGUUUGCCGAAACUGCUUCCCCCGGUCAGAAUACAGUCAAAUGGGUUAAAUUUGCCUACGACGUUAACCAUGAAGAGUAAGGGACAUGACCAAGAUUUUGAAGAUAGUAAUGAUAGCUCGGGGCGCGUGCAGAAGAGAAUAAUACAACCACAUAAGCCCUCUCAGAUGUCAAGCACUGGAGGAGAAAAGACUUUACCUGAAUCGUCAACUUCUUCAAAAAUCAGAGAUGGAAUGAUUAGGCGUGGUUCAGGCACAGAAAAACAAAGAUUACGUGAGCGAAUUAGGGAAAUGUUACUGGAAGCAGGGUGGGCGAUUGACUAUAGACCUAGGAGGAAUAGAGACUACCUAGAUGCAGUUUAUAUAAGCCCCAGGGGAACAGCAUACUGGUCUAUUAUCAAGGCUUAUGAAGCACUUCUGAAGCAGUUAAAUAGUGGAGAAAAAGUUCCCAAGCCUUGUGAAGAUAGUUCCUCAUUUAUUCUGAUCUCAGAUGAGAUACUCAGUCAGUUAACUAGGAAAACAAAAAGAAAGAUUGGUAUAGAUAUGAAGAGGGAAGAACAAUCUGCCAGUGAUAAUGAUGGAAAAGCGACUUUUGCAAGAAAUUUUUUACCUGUUAAAAAUGAAGUUGGAAAUGAUGACAGGUAUGUUCAUAAAGAACAGCGAAAUGCCAUGUCAAUGAAGGAUGAGGUCAGUAGCAGAGAUAGUUCACGAGGUACAACUUCAAAAGGUGAAAGCCCUUUGCAUUAUUAAAUUGAAAAAUCAACUGAUUGCUCCUCUCACCGUGUGGACGGAGGGACAAAUAGCAAACAUGGUAGGAGUACACUGUCGGUACGGCGUGCAUUCAGGGGAGAUAAUUCAGAGAGUGGAAAUUGUCGUGACACUUCUAUAAAGAGGUUCUAGUUCUACGUGUAAGUAAAAGUGUUCCAUAAAGAGGUUCUAACGGUGUAAGUGAGUUAUUAUUAAAAUUCACAAACUUCCGAGAUUUUUACUGAUGGCGCUAAAGAGGUCAAAUUAUAUUUUUAAUAUAUAGUAAUGGGUACCGUAUAACAAUGAAAGCAUAAACAGAGGACUUUGUCGUG